AAUAUGGCGCCCGCCCCUCGAAAUGCGGCUGCGCGGGCGCUGUGCAUGCUGGGAGGGAGGUCAGUGUAUAGCAGAGCCCAGCGUAAGGCGGUCGGUCUUUGUCUUGUCGCUUUACUCCCCGGGACGGAAGGGCGGACACCGCCGGGAUGGACGUGUUUUUGAUGAUCCGCCACCACAAGACCUCCAUAUUCACAGAUGCCAAGGAGAACACCACAGUAUACGAACUAAAAAGGAUUGUUGAGGGAAUCCUAAAGAGACCCCCUGAGGAUCAGAAACUGUAUAAGGAUGACCAGCUACUGGAUGACAACAAGACCCUAGGAGACUGCGGCUUCACCAGCCAAACUGCCAGGCCACAAGCACCGGCCACAGUGGGGCUGUCAUUUCGCAGCUCAGGAGACUCGUUUGAGCCACUGCGGGUGGAGCCCUUCUCUAGCCCCCCUGAGCUGCCGGAUGUAAUGAAGCCACAAGAAACGAGUGGGAGCGCCAACGAGCAAGCCGUGCAGUAGCGCCUGGGAGGAGCCGCGCGCUGUUUGUAUUCGUUAGACUCCACCCACUCUCCUUGCCAUGCCGGGGUGGUGAUGGAACUCAGUGCUUUGCAAUCUUUGUGGUUCCCUCCAACAAGUGAUGGGAGUAAUAUCUCUUAACCCUGACAGCUCACACCCCCGCCCCCCACUCACCUUGUUGUACAAAGUGACCCCGCCCCUUGAAUCCAAGCAGUCUGACGUGGGGGCGACUAUUCAACCCCCCCCCCUUUCCAUUUUUCAAUCUUCCAUUUUUUUUUCUCCUGCUUUAUUUUCCCCUACCCCCCACAGAUCCCAUUUGUUUGUUUUUGGGGUGGGAAUUUUGGUUUUGAUUUUGUUCUAUUUUAUUUUUUGAACACAAUAAAUUUUUUUGCCUGUGA
Molecule: messenger RNA, 901 nt
Organism: Xenopus laevis (African clawed frog)
Lineage: Eukaryota; Metazoa; Chordata; Amphibia; Anura; Pipidae
Product: elongin-B
Exons: 4
Coding region: 147-506 (119 amino acids)
Source: RefSeq, a predicted model, not a curated record